Molecule: messenger RNA, 276 nt
Organism: Microthlaspi erraticum
Lineage: Eukaryota; Viridiplantae; Streptophyta; Magnoliopsida; Brassicales; Brassicaceae
Source: the annotation of a GenBank genome assembly
AUGGAGUCUUACAAGGAGCUCACUUGUGAGUUUUUGGCAUCGAUGAGGUACCACAAGUAUGAUGAGCUCGAUCGAGCUGACUUGGACCAAGGCUGGGGAUGGAUCACAUUCUUGGCAAAGAGGAGAAAGAAGAUGGUGACCUUUAGGCAGCUUGAGAUACUGUUUGGGUCCAAGGCUGCUCAGAUCAGGAGUCCAGUGCUGAGAUAUGUGCACAAGGCCUUGCCAACACCUUCUUUGCAAGGAAAGCCACAGGGACAAUCAAUGAAGGAGAAGUAA